ACUGAACAACCUUUUUUACUUUCGCACACACCGCCAUAGCUUUAGCGGGGCUGGAUUGCAUUGCGGCCGACUCCUUCCUUUCCGCAUCGCGUUCAGCAGAUCAUCGAGCAGUGUAGCACCAAAUAGCAACCAUGGUGCAGCGUUUAACGUACCGCAGGCGGCACUCGUACGCUACGAAGUCCAAUCAGACGCGAGUUGUCAAGACGCCAGGUGGGCGUCUCACAUUCCAGUACCCAGGGAAGAGAGGGCAGGGACCCAAAUGCGCCAAGUGUCCCAAGAGACUUCCUGGGAUACCCCAUAGGUGUCCUACGGGCUACAAGAGGAUGUCCCUCAGACAGAAGAGAGUGAACCGAGCAUACGGUGGAAGCAUGUGCGCUAACUGUGUCAGAGAAAGGAUCGUGAGAGCGUUCCUUGUCGAGGAGCAGAAGAUCGUAAAGAAGGUACUCAAGGUUGCGAAGCUGAAGGAGAAGGCGGCGGCGAAGGCCCAGGCUUAGGCAGCAGAUAGAUUUCGGCUUUGUGCUGAUUGCUUUUUGCCUAUCCUCGUUCUCUCUGGCUCUGUUUUUCAGAUGGCUCCUGAUAUCUCCCUCUGUGUCCUGGAUCUUGUAAUCAAGUGAACACGUGUUU
Messenger RNA from Chara braunii, 624 nucleotides. NCBI's taxonomy places the organism in Eukaryota, Viridiplantae, Streptophyta, Charophyceae, Charales, Characeae. The record is from the annotation of a GenBank genome assembly.